This is a messenger RNA of Sceloporus undulatus (fence lizard), 5095 nucleotides long. It is a transcript of the gene CTNNAL1, whose product is annotated as catenin alpha like 1. Gene Ontology annotation, biological process: cell adhesion; Rho protein signal transduction. The coding region runs from base 1 to 2568 and encodes 855 amino acids. NCBI's taxonomy places the organism in Eukaryota, Metazoa, Chordata, Lepidosauria, Squamata, Phrynosomatidae. Gene Ontology annotation, molecular function: actin filament binding. The record is from RefSeq and is a predicted model, not a curated record. The transcript is spliced from 20 exons.
AUGGGUUCUGAAGAAGAGUACCGAGUACCACGGACAGACAAAAAAGGCGGGAAGCGGCGGAGGCGGAGCUCCGGCCCUGGCCUCCUCCUCCUCCUGGCGCGUGAGGAGACAGAGGGGGGAAGGAAAGAGGAGAAGAAGGCGAGUGCUGGGGCUCGGGAGCAAUGGCCCGUUCUGGGCUCUGCUGCUGCUGCUGCUGCUGGAGGAGGAGGAGGCGGAGGCGGAGGCGUCGUCAGGGGCUUCUCCGCCGGCGGUCCUUGGCCCCGCUCCCGCUCGAGGCCCCGGGGCCCCUGCCUGGGCCGCCUUGGGCUGGGAGCGCUGCCGGGGCUGCAGAUCCGCUCUCGGUCGGUGGAGCAGACCCUGGGGCCGCUGGGGCCCAGUACUUUUGUUUUUCAGAUAACCACUCUCAUUAACCACAAAGAUAAGCCAAAGCGGUCAGACAAGACUUUGAGAGCAGUCCAGCAAGUGGGUCAAGCUGUUAAUCUGGCUGUUGGGAGAUUUGUUAUGGUGGGCGAAGCCAUAGCUAAUGAGAACCAAGAGCUGAAAGAGGAAAUGAAGGUUGCCUGCACUGAAGCAAAGCAAGCUGGGGAGACCAUUGCACAGCUUACAGAUGUAACAGCCUUAGAUCAUCCAGAAUCUGAUGGCCAGAUAACUAUUUUUACAGACAAAACAGGCGUGGUAAAGGCUGCAAGACUACUCCUUUCCUCAGUAACUAAAGUACUGGUACUGGCUGACAGAAUAGUUGUUAAGCAAAUUAUAAAUUCUAGAAACAAGGUCCUUCUAACCAUGGAGCAGCUAGAAAAAGUGAGCAGUUUUCAAGAGUUUGUGCAAAUAUUCAGUCAGUUUGGAAAUGAAAUGGUGGAAUUUGCUCAUUUAACUGGAGACCGACAAAAUGAUCUAAAGGACGAAAAGAAAAAGGCUAAGAUGGCUGCUGCUAGGACUAUUCUUGAGAAAUGUACCAUGAUGCUUCUCACCGCUUCCAAGACCUGUUUAAGGCAUCCUGACUGUGAAUCUGCACGCAUAAACAAAGGAGCUGUGUUCCACAGAAUGAGACUAGCUUUGGAGCAGGUGAUAGAGAUUGUAACAGACUCUCGACCCAGUGGAGAGAACGAACCAGGACCAUUGAGCAUCUAUUCUGGCAUCAAGGAAUUUAAGAAUAAAGUGGAAGGUUUGCGGGAGAAUCUUUAUCUUCUGUCAAAGGAGAACCUUCGGGCAAUGUUGCGUGUUGUCCUUGAACACACAGAAGAUUUUACUGAUUCUGCUUACACUACCCAUGAGAACAGGGAACGCAUCUUGGAGCUGUCCAAGCAAGCAAAGAUGGAACUGGAGCAGUUGGUGUCAGCAUGGAUGUAUGCUCAAAGUCAGAAAAAAAAGGAUGUCACAGAAGACCUGGAAGUAGCCAUAUUAAAAAUGUGUCAGUGCAUGAACGAACUUCACAGAGAACUCCACAGUGUAGCAACAUCUGUCGCAGCAGACCUGAUAAAAUAUCACUCAGAUCACCUUGUUUUGAAAGCACUGAAAAUCUGUGGAGCGGAAGGAAACAUAGAAGCUGUUGCGGAACAUAGCUGUAAGCUGUCUGAACAGAAAGAACAGUUGAUAGAGAUAUGUCAUUUAUUGAGGCACGUUUCUGGAACAGAGCCACUUGAAAUUACUUGUCUACAUGCAGAAGACACUUUUCAUGUGACUGGGCCUCAGAUAAUUUCUGCUGCAGAAACCCUGACACUGCAUCCUUCUAGUAAGAUUGCAAAAGAAAAUCUCGAUGUGUUCUGUGAGGCUUGGGAAUCCCAGCUGAGUGAUAUGUCCCUGCUCUUAAGAGAAAUCAGUGACGUGUUUGAAGGAAGACGAGGAGAAAAGCGUGCUUACCUGUCACUACCCAGGCCAGGGAAACAUAAUUCAAAUUUGAAAGCCUUAAAGCCAGUCAAACUUGACAGUGAGGAACAAACAAAACUUGGGAAAUUAGGCAUAGAAGUGCAUAAACUGGCAAUCUGUGUUGACUCUGAGAUGGAGAAAUGGGAAGACCCAGAAAAUGAGAUUGUACGACAUGCUCAAGGCCUCUCCAGCAUGGCCUAUUCCAUGUAUUUAUUUACAAGGGGAGAGGGGUUGCUGAAGACAACCCAGGAUUUAUUUCAGCAGGCAGAGGCCUUUGCUACAGAAGGAUUAAAGCUUGCCUCCACUCUUCUUUCCUUUUCUAAUCAGCUAGAAGAUGAUGAUAAACCAUUGCUCCUGCAAGAGAUUGACAAAAUUGUCCCUGCAUAUCAGCAGCUUCAGGUAACAGCUAAAACUCCUGUCCAGGGUAAGACUGCAACUUUUACAAAGGUAGAAACCUGUAUUUACAAAGUAAAGUGCAUUCUGGAUAUACUGACUCAAGUUCUUCCACUCAGCUGCAAGUUGCUGACAAAGCAUACAGCAGGAAAUGGCUAUUUUAGAGCACAUCGGCCUUGGAAAGAAAAUGGUCUACAUACAGUUGGAAGAGAAGGCAGUGGUCCGGUCAGAAGAAAUGACCUUUUUGGCAUCAGAACCUUAGAACAACAUGUAGCAAACCUCACUGUUUUGGACAACAAACACUUCUAAGGCGCUUUAGGGGAAUGAAAAGAUUUCCUAAUGGGAGUUGUACACGAAACCCUUCCUAAUUGCUUUCUUUUGAGAAAGGUAAAACCAGGUUAGAAAGAGCUGUUGUAACCUUUUCACAUCUAAUAGAUGUCACGGUACUUAGCCGUUAACAAAAGAAACAGUAAACUUUAAUGGCUGCAUACUUUUGUAAAGUGAAAUACUUUUUGUUCACUGUUAAUACUGCUUUCUGUAAUCAUGUACAUUCAUGAGUGUCUUCUUCUUCAUAUCCCAAGGAUGCUGCUAUGGAUGGUUAUGCACAUGAACUGGAUAUGUUACAUGAAAAACUACUGUUUUUAAUUAACUUGUGUGAGCCUAGGACCCCAGUCUAUUAGGGCUACUUUGAAAAAGGAAUUAACAGGGACUGGGUUAGCGUCUCAACCACUAUCUCCCACCAUCGGGUCCAGGUUGCCACAGGUACCACUUUAACACCUUGAUGGGCAACAGAAAUCGGUGGGAGGUGAAAAAGGCAGCAUUUCUUAAAGGGCUAGAUUAGUCCAAAUUUAUUAGUCCAAAGGCAUCCACACUGCUGUCCCUUCUUGUAGAAGUUAUCAGCUAGUUGCAAUAAAGCUUUAAUGAUGAAAGCCUUCAGAAAACCUCACUUUUAUAAAACAUGUUUACCAAUGUAAAACUAAAAAAAAAAGAUCAUUAGUAGAACUAAUAGAAACAAGGCACAACUAAGAGCUUGCUUUUGUCUUGCUCCUUUUUGUGUUACACACAUCUUUAUAUUAGAAGAAAUUUUACAAUGUAAUCUAAGCACUAUCAAACAUAAGUCCUAAACUGUUUAGUGGGACUAACUUCCUACUGUGUUAUAGACUGUGGCCUUAAAUUUAAUGCUUGAGCCUUCAUUUUUAGCAUGUGGUAGAGUAAAGUUCCAUUUGGAAAUUGUAGAUGUUAAAGCCAGUCACUACAAAGAGGGCAUUACUUUGUUUUUGUUUUUUUUAGUACAGUAACAAGCUUCUUUGAGAUGUAUGUACACUUACUGUAUUAACUGAUAGACCAUUAAGUACAUCAGUCUGAAAUCUCACUGUUCAGAUUUUAAUAUCAGUCAUUCUUCCUUUCCCUGCACAUUUACUUUGCCUUAAGAUAGAAGCCAAACAAGCAGUGGCAAAAAAGGAUCCUCAGUCCGGUUCAAUUUCAGCAUGCAAAAUGGAGCUGAGGCAGAAGAUAAAUGGCAGGGGAGCAUUUCUGCCUCUCUUCUUCUGUCACUUCCAACUGCAUCUCACCUUUCCCCUGAGACAUGUGUAGGUGGGAAGAAAUGUCCUGUAGGCCAGGUGCACAUGUGAAGCCAUUAUGGGAUAGGGAUUCCUGUGUUUGCUGGUAAGACUUUAGCUCUGACUACCAACCACUGUACCUCAUUUGGACAUAUGCUUCAAUGCUAAAAAUCUCAACAAGAGGCGUUUGGUUAUAACUUGUCAGAUUUAGGAUUCAUUUUCUAAAGUACAUAACAUGAACCAUUUGAAUAUUGGUAAACAAGAGCUUUUAUUGACAUGACUGGAAAAAUAUUUUGACACUGCACCUUUAAAUACAACAGUAUGGUUAUAGUCCAACCAGUUAGGCCAGGUUCUGUUGAUACCACUGAAACAGAUUUUAAAAUAUACUUGGUACUUUACAUUCUUAAAGCCUGGCUUCCUUUUGCCUCACCUGAACAGAAAUUCAAAACUUUUCAGUCAUGUUGUUCUUUCAGUUUCAUAGUAUUUUUGCCCAGUCCCUCUCCUUUCCUUUAAGCACGAAAGUUCAUAAAGUCACUUUACCAUGGGAUAUACUGGAAUCUGUAUUACACAAUUCAUAUUUCUGCUAUGAAAUGUAUUUAGUUCUCACUCUGUAUUGUAUCAUGAGGUGGUAUUAAACGUUUUGAGAACACCUCUUCGUAUUCUUUCCUUGUCAAGAGCCCCUCGGUUAUUCUUUUGCUUUCUUCAAACUUUGGUAAUACAACUGCAAUGUAUCCCUCUGUGAAAGGCUAAGGGGAGAAAAAACAAUUGAGGCAAAAAACAGAGAUAGGGGUACAGAGGGAAAUCAAAGUUUGAAACACUCACCUUUUCUUGAAGAAGAGAUGGGCUUUUCAGAAUGUUUUCAUUCACUUCUAUCAAUCUCCCUCUUAUACAGCUGCAGAAAAUUUCUAGUUUAGUAGUCUGAUCAAUAAAAGCACGGCAGUUAUCAACAACGCCUCAAGCCUUUACCUGUAUAUGGUAUAUUCAUCUCCAUCUGUACAGGUUAUUCGACACAGUGGGGCAAGUUCUGUUAGAAACUGAGCACCCUAGCAGAAAAACAGCACGCAGCAAAUUAGGAUCGCAAGAAAAGGACAUGCAGCAAGCAGCUGGUCAAUUUGUGACAUCAGUGAAUAUGCUUUAAAACUGACCAUGCAAUUUUAUAUAUCUUCCUAGAAGUAAGACCGUCUGGGUUCAGUGCAGGCUUAAGAACUGAAGCCUUAAAGUUGAAAGGUAUGAUUUUACUGACCAGAACAAACAAACAAAACAAACAAAAAAACAAA